This is a messenger RNA of Andrographis paniculata, 2905 nucleotides long. RefSeq names its product probable serine/threonine-protein kinase At1g09600. The transcript has 7 exons. The coding region runs from base 584 to 2578 and encodes 664 amino acids. The record is from RefSeq and is a predicted model, not a curated record. Gene Ontology annotation, cellular component: nucleus; cyclin-dependent protein kinase holoenzyme complex. NCBI's taxonomy places the organism in Eukaryota, Viridiplantae, Streptophyta, Magnoliopsida, Lamiales, Acanthaceae. Gene Ontology annotation, molecular function: ATP binding; RNA polymerase II CTD heptapeptide repeat kinase activity; cyclin-dependent protein serine/threonine kinase activity. Gene Ontology annotation, biological process: positive regulation of transcription elongation by RNA polymerase II; protein phosphorylation.
CGUCAUUGUAAAAUUUGCAUGAUUGCGCUGCGCUGAAUUCAUUUGAUCGUAUAUUGGAUGAUGAUGAUUGAUGCGCAUUGUAAGGAGCUAACGAUCCUCCGCAUCCUUGCGAUUUUUUCUCUCUUUCGCUCCAAAACAAUUUCAAUGACACCCAUGAUUCCAAGUAUCCGAUCGGUGGUCGUCAAACUUCUCGAUGGGAACAACAAACAAGAAUUAAUCCUCGAUAUUGAUUCGAGUUUCUUGUUUCCAACUCUUCUCUCUUCACCCCAAACCCCAAUUUUCGCCUCAAUCGCUCGGAUUCUGCGUCUUCCUACAUUGCCUGAAUUUCUGGAUUUUCUAGGGUUUGCCAAUUCCUGCAGAUUGUUCUUGUUCGAAGUCGUUAGGAGAAUCCAAUUGCGCGGCCAGGGAAGUAUUCAUUUGCAUUUGCGGUGUCCCGAGCUUUUCCUAGGGUUUCAUAUCGCUAACAUUUAUUCAAUUUUCUCUUGCAUUUUUGCUGUCUGCAAGAACAAAUUGCGAUAUUAUGGAUUUCCAAUCUGUUGAUGAUGCUAUUGUUUAGAAUACAAAUGCUGAGAAUGCUUUCCAAAUGAUCGGGAAAGAUAGAAUAGUAUUAUGUUUUAGGUACGUUAAGCUGCCUGUUAAGAACAACAGGCGGCUGAAGCUCCCCUUUGAGAUGGGCAGCAUUUGCUCCAAAGGGUUGAAAGUUGAAAAGAAGGUGAAGGGAUCUAAAAGGCCUUCAAAAAAAUCGGAAGCUACCGACGAAAACAAUGCUAAAGGGGGAAAGAAUUUUAGCUCUAAACAUGUAUGUGUGAAGCAUUUGAAGAAGAGGGCUGGCUCCACCCUGGCCAAGAAUGUCGAGGGAGAUAAAAAGCGUGUCGAGAACUUUGAAGGAGGUUCGAAGGAAGCAGGGCAACCACAAAUCUCUCGGGUGUUCAGUGUUUGCAACGGCGUGGAUGGAGCACAAGUCGCUGCAGGAUGGCCUUCAUGGCUGGCUUCGGUAGCCGGGGAAGCUAUCCAAGGAUGGGUACCUCGGAAUGCAGAUGCUUUCGAGAAGUUGGAUAAGAUCGGUCAAGGGACGUAUAGCAGCGUGUACCGAGCUCGCGACUUGGAAACUGGAAAAACCGUUGCUCUAAAGAAGGUUCGGUUUGUAAAUAUGGAUCCUGAGAGCGUCCGUUUCAUGGCUCGGGAAAUCCUCAUCCUGCGUAGACUGGAUCAUCCUAAUGUGAUGAAGCUUGAAGGCCUGGUUCAUUCGAAGGUCUCGGGCAAUCUAUACCUCGUGUUUGAAUACAUGGAACACGAUCUUACGGGGCUCGCCUCUGUUGUCAAGUUUACUGAACCACAGAUCAAGUGCUUUAUGCAGCAGCUGCUUCGGGGGCUCGAGCACACUCAUAGUCGAGGGGUGUUGCACCGUGACAUUAAGGGUUCGAAUCUUCUCAUUGACGACAAAGGGAAUCUCAAAAUUGGGGAUUUCGGAUUGGCAAAUUUUUACCACGUGAUUCAAGAGCAGCCUCUGACUAGCCGCGUCGUGACAUUGUGGUACCGACCUCCUGAGCUUUUGCUCGGUGAAUCAAAGUAUGGAGUUUCUGUCGAUUUGUGGAGCUCUGGAUGCAUUCUUGCUGAAUUAUUUGUGGGAAAACCGAUCAUGCCUGGAUACACGGAGGUAGAACAGCUGCACAAAAUUUUCAAACUUUGUGGUUCGCCAUCGGAAGAAUAUUGGGAUAGGUCGAACUUAGCGAAUGCAAUGGUCUUCAAACCUCAACAACCUUACAAACGACGCGUGGCUGAAACAUUUAAGGACAUGCCGUCUUCAGCUCUCUCGCUUCUUGAAACUCUCUUAGCUUUCGAGCCCGAGUAUAGAGGAACGACAACUACAGCAUUACAGAGUGAGUUCUUCAAGACGACUCCUCUACCUUGUGAUCCUUCAUCGUUGCCAAAAUGUCCGCCUAGUAAAGAGAUUAAUAUCAAAAUGCGAGAAAUGGAGGCGAGGAGACAGAGGAGGGCAGCUGGUGGAAAGGGCGAUGGAGUCAAGCAUUCAGGGAAGGGCGCGAAAGAUUCCAAAGCUGCUCCGGGACAUCACACGAAUGCUGAAAUCUUGUCACAAAAACGUAAAGACCAAUCGAAUCUCAAGAGCAAUGGCGAUGAACCUUUUGGAGAAAACUCUCAUUCCUUCAACUCGAGGCUUCGAUGCGCUUCUGGAAACUCGCUGCACGUGGACAAGGGUCUUCACCUCAACACUCACCGGGUAUUGGAUUCCUCGAUUUUCCGGGAAUUAAAGACUCAGAGAUCGUUCAAGCCGCAGGCGGCGGCUUCUUACCUGUCAGGUGGAGACACUGUUGUGCAUGGACGUUGGCUGGAUCGAUGCCCGCGUGCCAGAUAUGAGCUGAUCAACGGCCCUGAUUCGUCCAAUGCGACAGUGGUGAUCCGCAAGGAAAAUUAUAUCUCGAAGAAGGAUGCGAUGCACUACUCGGGGCCAUUGCUGACUGGGGGAGAGAGCGUGGAGGAUAUGUUGAAGGAGCACGAGAAACGGAUCCAGAUCGCCGUUCGGAAAGCUGUUGUGAACAAGAAACAACGAGCACAGUGAAUGAUGAACAGAGGAGGAUCAGGCUCGAACUUUACUCGAAGGUACAUUCGAUGAAUCUCUAUCCAUCUAUAUGUAUGUAGAAUUCGAUUUGAUGAGAUGGCGUUGGAGAUGUUGUUGAUCCAUGGAUGUGUGAGUCCAUGCUGUAAGUCUUUUGUGUUGUUUUAAGGUAAAGAAAUUAGUGUGGAACUGAAGUGAAGUGAGGAUCCAUUGAUGAUGGGUAGGGAGGAAGGAAGGAAGGAAGAAGGGGUUCAAGGCUUUUUUGGUGAAGAAAUUAAUAACUGUAUAAUGUAAUGUGAUUUGACUUUUUAAUUGCAAUUACUAAAGUAA